Molecule: messenger RNA, 421 nt
Organism: Strongylus vulgaris
Lineage: Eukaryota; Metazoa; Nematoda; Chromadorea; Rhabditida; Strongylidae
Source: the annotation of a GenBank genome assembly
CUAUCGUGCUGAGCAGUUGGAGCAAGAAAUGAAGGUACAUGCAGAGCGACUAGGAAUUCAAGUACAUUUUUCUUUGGAAGAAGAACCACUAGGAACCGCUGGACCACUGGCUUUAGCAAGGCAAUAUUUGGAUGGUGAUGAACCCUUCUUCGUGCUCAAUUCUGACGUGAUUUGCGAGUUUCCCUUCCAAGAGAUGAUCGAUUUUCAUCUUUCUCACGGAUCAGAAGGAACGAUUGCUGUCACACAGGUAGAGGAACCAUCAAAAUAUGGUGUAGUCGUAUUCGAUGAGCGCAGCGGAAUGAUUGCGGAAUUCGUGGAGAAACCACAAGAAUACGUGGGUAACAAGAUCAAUGCCGGCCUAUACAUUUUCAAUCCUUCAAUUCUUGAUAGAAUACCACUUCGACCCACGAGUAUUGAGAAG